Nerophis lumbriciformis (worm pipefish) is the source of this 849-nucleotide messenger RNA. NCBI's taxonomy places the organism in Eukaryota, Metazoa, Chordata, Actinopteri, Syngnathiformes, Syngnathidae. The record is from RefSeq and is a predicted model, not a curated record.
AUGGCGGAUCGGAUUGAUCUCAAAGUCAUGUCGCACAAGCGAACGGAAGCGUAUGCCAUGAAAGUGAUUCCAUUGCAGUCGGGAAGCAAAGGUAACUGCUUCUACGUCGAAUCAGACAACACUCGAUUGUUGGUCGACGCCGGAAUUUCGCUGCGGCAGGCGAGUUUGCGACUUGAAUCUCAAGGACGGGAUAUCUCGCAAGUCCAGGGAAUUCUGUUGACGCACGACCACAGUGAUCAUUGCAAGUAUGUUGCUGACUUCAGUCGGCGACUCAAGAUCCCUGUGCAUCUGACGCGCAAGACGCUCAAUGCUUUGGGCCGCUCCAAAGCUCGAAGCAAAACUAGAACUGGCGAACUUGAAAACAGCGUCUGUUUUCAAGCUGGCCAGUCCCAGACGAUCGGCGAGAUCAAAGUUGACUCUGUUCCUACGCCGCAUGAUGCUGUCGAUGGAGUGGCCUACGUGCUGGAAUAUGCUGGCCACCGCGUCGGGAUCUUGACCGACUUGGGGCACGCCUUCGAUGGUUUGCGAGAAGUCUUGCGCUCACUCGAUGCCGUAAUCAUCGAAAGCAAUUACGACGAGCAGUUAUUGCAAUCCAGCCCCUAUCCGGAGUUCCUCAAGCGGCGGAUUCGUGGCCGCGGUGGUCAUCUUUCCAAUCAGGAUUCGGCCCGGCUUGUGCAUCAGAGUGCGACGUCCAAACUGCAAUGGGUUUGCCUGUGCCAUCUGAGCGAAGAAAACAACUGCCCCGAUUCUGCAAUUCGGGCCCAUCAAAACUGGCUGGGCGAAGAUUUUCCGAUCUAUGUUGCCAAUCGUGAUCGUGUUAGCGAUGUGCUUGAAGUUCGGAACGGUUGA